AUGGCUCCAGCAAGAAUCGUGGAAGACGUUCCAUGGACGUCCCCCGCGUACCAACCCGAGCCUUACGAUGGGCCCCCACGCAACGUCGCCUAUAUUGAUGCCAUAAAAUUCAAUGAGAGUGUGAACCCCCCCAAGUACGAGAUCCUGGGCACAGAUCCGGACUCCAAGAUCCUUUUCCUAGAUGUCAGCAUCUUGGAAUGCACGGGAAAGCCGCCUUACCGUGGCGAUGUCUUCAUCCAAGGGGAACGUUUGAAAGCAGUCGGCAAUGUCGCCAACAAGGAGCAGUUGCUGCAAGAUCCAGAUGUUCGAGUGUUUCAGGGCAAGGGAAGGACAUUGAUGCCAGGCCUGGGUGACUCGCACACCCACUUCUCCUGGAACGGUGGCGAUCUCGCUUCCUUGGGCGGCUUGAAUGUUGAGGAGCACACUCUCUUGACCGCCCGGAGUGCAAAAUGCUACCUGGAUUCCGGCUAUACCAUGUGCUAUGGUGCUGCAUCUGCCAAGGAGCGUCUCGACGUCGCGAUUCGGGAUGCUAUCUACGCAGGCGACAUUCCCGGACCACGGUCUCUCGCCAACGGAAAGGAAAUGGCCAAGCGUGACGGCGACCUGGAAGCGGCAAUCACUGCUUUUGCAGACACUCCUGAGGAGAUGAGGGAAGUGAUUAAACAUCACGUUGGCAUUGGGGUUGACAACAUCAAACUCGUAAUGUCCGGAGAAGAGAUCUGCGAAGUACGAUCAGCUCAAGACUGCUAUUUCACAGACGAAGAGACAGCUAUCUGCGUGGAAGAAGCACACAAAGCAGGUAAAUCCAUCUGUGCACACGCAAGAGCAAGAGACUCUUCGAGACAUAAGCUCACAGCACUGUUUCAGCAUGGGGUGGACGUCAUUUAUCAUGGAUCUUAUAUCGACGAGGAGGGCAUGGACAUGCUGGAGGAGGCACGGACCAAGCAUGUCGUGGCCCCAGCAAUUAAUUGGCUCGUUGCAACGUUGAAUGACGCCGCGGCAUUCGGUUAUUCCCAUGAGAAGGCCGAGCAAGAGCUUGAGAUCGCAUUGCGAGGACUUCGCGAGAUGCAUCGGAGAGGCAUCGUAGUCCUUCCUGGCGGUGACUAUGGAUUUGCAUGGACUCCUCACGGAACAUAUGCUCGCGACCUGGCCCAUUUCAAGAACUUGAUGGGGUUUACUGCUCACGAGUCCAUUAUCGCCGCGACCUACGGCGUGGCCAAGGUCAUGAUGCGAGCCGAUGAGAUGGGCCAGAUCAAGGAAGGCAAUUACGCGGACUGCAUCCUAGUUGACGGCAAUCCGAUUGACGACAUUGACAUCCUCCAGGAUCACAGCAAGUUGAAUGUCAUUAUGAUCAAUGGUCGUGUCCACAAGGCCGGGAGGAAGGAGUAUGUGCCGCCGCCCGUAGCGGGACUGGAUGAGAACAAGCAUCCCAUCGUGCCAGAUGUCGCAAUCCGGGAAGGAAGGCCAACGGUACAGAGUUAG
Fonsecaea nubica is the source of this 1482-nucleotide messenger RNA. RefSeq lists its product as hypothetical. NCBI's taxonomy places the organism in Eukaryota, Fungi, Ascomycota, Eurotiomycetes, Chaetothyriales, Herpotrichiellaceae. The record is from RefSeq and is a predicted model, not a curated record. Bases 1 to 1482 code for a protein of 493 amino acids. The transcript is spliced from 7 exons. Gene Ontology annotation, molecular function: hydrolase activity, acting on carbon-nitrogen (but not peptide) bonds.